This is a messenger RNA of Ananas comosus (pineapple), 2268 nucleotides long. RefSeq names its product DNA polymerase alpha subunit B. Gene Ontology annotation, cellular component: alpha DNA polymerase:primase complex. Gene Ontology annotation, molecular function: DNA binding. The transcript has 16 exons. Gene Ontology annotation, biological process: DNA replication initiation; DNA replication. Bases 152 to 2008 code for a protein of 618 amino acids. The record is from RefSeq and is a predicted model, not a curated record. NCBI's taxonomy places the organism in Eukaryota, Viridiplantae, Streptophyta, Magnoliopsida, Poales, Bromeliaceae.
GAGCUCGUCGACAACUUUCCCGCCAUUUUUCAUCUUCGCGCCGCCCUUCUCUUCCUCCUCCUCCUCCUCCUCUCCCCGUCUCCUCGCUCCUCUCUUCUCCUCUCUCCCUCGGUCUCCCCUACGUGCCCCUCCAAAACCCUAAUCCAUCGCCAUGGAAGAGGCCAUCAAAGCCGAGUUCGAGAAGAGCGGAUUCUCCAUCGACCAAGACGAUCACAUCCUCGAUCGAUUGUUGACCUAUUGCAUCAAUUACAAGCUCACCCCUUCGGAUCUCGUUUCCAACUGGGAAAUUUACUACCUCAACCGGCAAUUAAAUGGAUUGAAGCUAGAAAAUAGUCACAUGGAUGGGUUCUUAUCACAUCUUCAAAAUGAGGUGAAGGAGAAACUUAUCAAAGAGGAACCUCACCUGCAUAUUUACUCCAGCAACGAUGUUGAAAUGCUUUUAAAUAGUGAACCUGAUGAUCGCGAAGAGAGCUUUCUUGACACCCCAAGUAAGUACGAAAGGCCAUAUGUGGAGAAUUCAGCAUCAACACCUAGGGCAAAUGAAAAACCUUCAUCAAGCAAAGAGUCAAAAGCCAAUAGCACUCGCAUAACCCCUUUUGGGCAGCGAAUUAACAAAUUUACCUCACAAUUUGUUUUCAAUGCUCAUAAUAUGGUUGAUGGAUCAAGUCGGCAGGAGGUAGAAGAUAUUGAAGAUGAUUUAAUUAGAAGAGUUCAGCCUGGCCCAAGAUGCUCUUUGCAAGUUCAUCUUUCGCAGCCAGAACCAGGUUGUAGGUUCAUGUACGACAGAAUAGAAGAUAGGUUUAAUUCACUAGAAAAUCGGAUUAGAAAGUUUUCGAACUUGUUUGCCGCAUCUGGACUUUAUGGAGAACUUGCAGAUGCUACAUUGGCUUCACAGAAAAACAUAUUUGCCGUUGGUCUGAUCAUUUGUGAUGGAGAAGGUCAUUUAAACGAGAAGUCCAUUUUACUGCAAGGCAGUGUCGAGCAUUCUGGGGGACAGCGUGUUCGUCUUGAUCUCAGUAAUCUGACCCAUUUUUCCUUGUUUCCUGGUCAGGUGAUUGGUAUUGAAGGAAAUAAUCCAAGUGGACAUUGUUUGAUUGCAUCAAAAGUGGUUGAUUAUUUAACCAGCUCCAGUGAUGCCGAUUUGCCUCCUGCAAAGAAGCCUGCGGUGAAUCAGGAAGCUCGGCUGAGUUCUUCCUCUGAGUCGAAAGUGCUAUCAGUAGUUAUUGCAGCAGGUCCGUUCACUACAAAUGAUAACUUGUUGUUCGAGCCACUACAAGAACUGCUAGCAUACGCUCGUAGGAAACAGCCUCAGCUGCUUAUCUUGAUGGGACCGUUUGUUGAUUCUGAUCAUCCGGAUAUUAAAAAAGGAACUGCUGACCAGAGCUUCGGUGACAUUUUCCAUCUUGAAAUUCUUCGACGGUUGCAAGACUACAAUGAGUAUAUGGGCCCUGGUGUCCGUGUGAUCCUUGUUCCAUCUAUACGCGAUGCUAACCAUGACUUCGUUUUCCCUCAGCCUGCAUUUGAUAUUAAUCUGCCAGAAGAUAGCACACAGCAGAUAACUUGUGUUGCAAAUCCAAGCCUCUUCAGCUCUAACGAGGUCAUGUUUAGCUGUUGUACCGUGGAUAUCCUGAAACAGCUAAGCAGUGAAGAGAUCUCUCAUAACCCACCUGAUAUGCAGUCCGCUGACAGGAUGGGGCGACUGGCGACACACCUAUUGAGACAACGCAGCUACUAUCCUCUAUAUCCGCCUGCUGUUGGUGUUCCUUUGGAUUUCUCACUUGCACCGGAAGCACUUGAGAUCCUACCUUCUCCAGAUGUUCUUCUCCUUCCUUCUGAUCUUGCUCCCUUCAUCAAGUUGUUGUCCGUCAGAGAAGGAAAUGAAGAGGAGAAAAGGUGUAUGUGCGUGAACCCAGGGAGACUCGCAAAGGGUAUUGGAGGGGGCACUUUUGUGGAGCUCUACUACUGCGAAGAUGUCGACAACACCAACGCCUCCAUCAUCCGCAUCUAGUUUCAGUAUAGUGAGGCAUUAGAUACAUAAUGCAACAUACUUGUAAAUUGCAUCAUUCGAAAUAUAGCUAUUCGCCAAGUUCUUUAAUAGUGGACGAAAGUUGCAUAUCCAGUUGUUCACUCAAUUUUAUUCUUCGCUUAAAGGUCUGGUUCCAGGAUUUGUCUGAGUUUGUUACAUUGCUGCCGUAGUUGGAGAAUAACGUUUCUUAUGCUGCAGCUGAACUAAUAUCAAUGGAAUGCCUAGUAUAGUAGUAUGUGAAA